AUGAAAUCAGGAGAGCACCGUGAUAGAAUAGCCAAAAGAGAAAGAGUUAUAGGGUUUGAGAUGGAGGGUGCCGGAAUCUGGGACAACAUGACAUGCAUCAUCAUUGAAGGCGUAUGUAAUUACACAGACAGUCAUAAGAAUAAACAGUGUGAUCAGUACGUUGAGGAGAUCACGCCAGAGGAGCACGAAAGGAAAUUUUCCACCCGAGCUUGUAAUUCGGUCAGCAGAGAGGCACUUACUGCUGUUCUCAAGGCGAACUUUCGAAACUACGGACCUGCUGCCGAUACGAUAGACAAAGGACCAGGCUGUUGCAAUGUCUAUGGUUUUCACACUAGAGGAAACUCAGAACAACUUUUGACCAACUUGCAAGACAACUUGCCCAGGGUCCACACAAUCAGCAAUUCAAUGUCCGGCUUGUGGCGCUGUCUUUCAGCGUAUCCUCGUCGUAACGGACGGAAAUCAGGACCCUGCAAAGCCUCGACACGUUUGGAUGCAUACUCCGAGACACCUGAUUCCAUGUCUUCUACCAGAGAGCAGUUAAAAAGGCUUCUAUCCCCAUACUUCCCGAGACCGGAAACAGAGCAAGAAAACAUGGAUGAAUCAUUUCUUUGUUCAGAAAUUUGGUCCAAAAGCUAUGAUGUAAUAUUGAAGCCUGGACAUGGUAUUAUAACGAUCACCCUCGAGAACAAAGAAGGGAAUGACACUGUGAUCGUCGAACCCUACCAAGAAAAGGAUCUUGGAUUGUUUGUAAGACCUAUUGGAUUAGAGGGCGAUGUGUUGAGGUGGGAGACUGAACCAAAAUUUUCAUGGGCACAAGGGCCCAGCGACUAUUCUGGGAAUAUCGGUAUUCGGAACUUCAGCUUCGAAUUCAGGAAAGACCUGCAAAUACUCUGA
Messenger RNA from Talaromyces stipitatus ATCC 10500, 894 nucleotides. RefSeq lists its product as uncharacterized. The transcript has 6 exons. Lineage: Eukaryota; Fungi; Ascomycota; Eurotiomycetes; Eurotiales; Trichocomaceae. Bases 1 to 894 code for a protein of 297 amino acids. The record is from RefSeq and is a predicted model, not a curated record. Gene Ontology annotation, molecular function: catalytic activity. Gene Ontology annotation, biological process: nucleoside metabolic process.